UGUUAUGAUUAGGGGAGUGGUGGGAGCAGUUUUUUUUUUCUUCCAAAAGAAUGGAACUGUCUGCUCCCACUUUCUUCAUUUUUCAAACCCACUCCUCCUAAUUUAUAUUACACUAACUGACCAACCAAUUCCCAUGCAUGCUCAAUUCCCACAUCUACACCACCAAACAUGUUACCCUUUUCAACUUCCAUCAUUAAUCUCACACUCAAGCUUUAGUUUUAGUUUCAGAGGUUGCUGCUCUCUAACUGCUGAAACCUACAAGGAGGAGAACGUUUUCUAGUUUUGAACCAUGUUUGACAUCUUUUUCGGCUGGCGAAAAGCUUCAAAAUGUAAGAAGCUGAUCAAGCGUGUUCAGUGCCGUCUGAAGCUGCUAAAGAACAAAAGGUUUACAAUUGUGAAACAGCUGCGGGAGGAUCUGGCUCAGCUCAUCAAACUUGGUUAUCAACAAACUGCCUUUAACCGGGCUGAGCAGCUUCUUAAAGAUGAGAAUAUAAUGGCAGUCUAUGAGAUACUGGAUCAUUUCUGUGAAUUUGUCAACAUUCAAUUAUCAUAUAUUCGCAGACACAAGGACUGCCCUAAUGAUAUCAAUGAAGCAGUUUCAAGCCUCAUAUUCGCCUCUGCCAGAUGUGCAGAUCUCCCUGAGCUUCCUGCGGUUCGUAAGCUCUUCGGGGAGCGUUACGGGCAUAGGUUCACGACAGUGGCCGUUGAAUUGCUUCCUGGGAAUCUGGUCAACCGUGAGAUACAAGAAAAACUAUCCCCAAAAUCCGUUUCGGAUGAUAUGAAGUACAGAUUGAUUGAUGAAAUAGCUCGAGAUUACUGCUCACGGCCUGAAAUUUUGGCACUUGAAUACUUCCCCGAAUUGCAAUGCCAGACUUCAGAUGGUAGUGAGAAGGAAGGAAAAUACAUACAAGUUGAUCCAUUGGCAAAGACUGCCACUCAUUUGAUCAGCCAAUGUCACUCUUAUUCCUAUCCAAAUUCUGAUACCAUUGGUGCUUCCCUUACUUGUUCUCCACCAGAUGACAUAAAAGCAGAAAGCCGGAACAUCAGCCGGAUUUGUACAACCACUAGGAAACGAAAGGAUGAUGAUGAAAGGAUAAAAGCACCAUCUUCCUCGGAAAGUUUGCCUCAGUUUUGUGAGGAAGUAGUUGUCUAUUUUGAUGACAUAGAGGAGUUACGCUCUUCCCGGAGAAAAGAAGCAGAUUGUCAAGAUCAGAGACUUUUCAAGUUCAAGUCACUGAGCAUGCCAACUAAAGGAGUGGUUGUGGAUGGCACCGACGGUGAUGAUGAAAGUUAUACGGAUAAUGUAGAGGAUGAGAAACCAAGCUCAAAUGCAAACAAUUCAAGGCGGAGGUCCUUUUCUCUUGAACCUUCAAGCAUGAAGGAUGUUGAUCACCAGCUAUAUUAUGAGAACCACAAGCAUCAAUCUCAUCACUACAGGAAACACCAGAAGAAAACAGUAGCAGAAAGGAAAGAAGCAACUUAUGUGCUGAAGAGAUCGAAACAACCUGGCUGCACGGAAUUGAGGGGUGACAUUCAGGCUAAUACUUUGAACAGUGAAGUAAAAACCUGCAGCUUGGAAAACCCAUGUUACAAUUGUAGUUUUGAUGACAGAGAAGAAAAGGCCCCUCCAGUUAGUGAUAAAGGAGGAAUUUUGGAUGAAAAGUUUUGCCAUUGCCGAUGUUCUUCCAACGACGAUACUAGAUGUAUUAGAAUGAAAGAGAGUAGUAGUCCUACUCGGAAUCUGAGGAGAAGAAGCUACGACGAUGGUGCAAGUGUGUAUGGAGUUUUCACCUUGCCCAAAUUGGAAAAGGAAGAAAGCAUAGGGAAAGUGAAGGGAAAUGUGGGUGCUUCCCAUACGAGAAAAGGAACAGGUGGUCCUUAUUUGAGGGCCACGACAAUGCCACAAGAAAGGCCAAGAGAGAUUCACAGGUACAGCAUUCUUCGAACCAAUUCAAUGUCGAUUCACAACCCUAAUCACGUUCACCCUAAGCUGCCAGAGUAUGAAGACAUAGCAGCCAAAUUCAUGGCUCUCAAGAAGGAGCAUCUGCUACAUAAGCAGUGAUGAAGUAACCAACUGUUUAUUUUUCUUUCGCAUUGAAAGAUUCUCUAGUAUUCUUUUUGUUCUCCUGUUAUACCAUAUGAUGAUGAUAUGGAGAGUUAUUGUUUCAAUUAAAUCCAGGACACAGUAAUUUGUUGUUAGAGAAGGGUGCAAUUGCUGAGAAUGAAGAAGCCUUAUAAUUUGUUAAAAUAA
Molecule: messenger RNA, 2251 nt
Organism: Gossypium raimondii (Peruvian cotton)
Lineage: Eukaryota; Viridiplantae; Streptophyta; Magnoliopsida; Malvales; Malvaceae
Exons: 6
Coding region: 290-2062 (590 amino acids)
Biological process (GO): protein transport
Source: RefSeq, a predicted model, not a curated record